AUGGUCUCUGCAACCGUUUCACCUGCUUCUCAACAGCAGCAGCAGCAGCAGCAGCAGCAACAACAACAAGCAGAAGAUGCCCCUCAGACCUCUUCAGAUAUACCACCCCACUUAUCUUCCAAAAUAUAUCCUCCAACAAGUACUCUAAGCAAAUUGGCAUCCUCGCUUAAACAACAAAGCGCUGUCAUUCUUGGGUCCAUGCCUCCUUCUCCAAGUACUCCAACAACACCAAGUACUACUGCUGCUGCUAAUGCCGUUCCAAAUCCAUCGACCUCCUCGGCAACUGGCUCUUCUACGUCCACAAUUACUAAUGUGGCCAUAAAUAUUACUACUACCGCCGCCGCCACCACUACUACCACUGCCACAGCACCAACCAUUCACCUUCCUACUACUACCUCUUUACAAACACCACAACACCAACUACUCCACCAGACUCGCAACUCUUCAAUCAUCUCCUUUUCCUCAAUCAAUGAAGUUAGACAACCUUCAAUUAUUUCAAAACCCCCAUCAGAAUACUCCCAAACAGCAGCAAUUCCAAUCGUGACUAGUCAACAAUCUGUCUCUUCUGAUAUCUUUGACUCUGCUCCAACUUCGGCGGCUUCUUCUUACGACGAAAAUAUUCUCUACAUGACUCCAUCUCCCACUAUUAAACCCCCCUCAGUUGCAAUCUCGGGACCUGCUAUUAAUAACGGAAAUAAUAAUAUUUCAUCCUCUCUUAAUAUUUCAAAGUCUAAUCUUAAUUCAAAAACUGCACCACUAUCUGCCAAUGGCAACAACAACAGUAACUCUCCCAGCAGAUCAAAUAGCAUAAUUAGCUCAUCUUCCGUUCUCCCGCAUAUAAUAACUUCAAAUCUCAACAAAAAUAAUAAUAAUAAUAGCUGUGCUAUCCUUUCCCCAUCUUCUUCAAGCGUUAAUCUCUCUACUCUUGACUCCCCCGGAUCUAGUACUAACCUGAAUCGCUUGACUUCCCCCACAUCUCACAUUAUUGAACAAGAUGAUGCUUCUUUUGCUGCUCGCAGAAAAUCAUCCGUUUCAUUCACUGAGCCCAAAGCCCAUGCUGAACGCGUUCGUUCUAUGAACCAGCUUCAUCAAAAUAUUGCCCAACAUCUCCAUCAUCAUCAUCAUCACCACCUCCUGCAUAAACCAGGCUCAAAAGUUUCUUUGGUCUCAAAUCCAAAUAGCGCUAGAAACUCUGUUGUGUUGUCUUCUUCCCCUGUGAGUGGGUCUGAAAAUGGCUCCACUCCUGCGUCACAACCAACAACAACAACAACAACAACAACAACACCGGCCAGCACGGCUGCUACUGCUGCUCUUCCUAAUACUGCUACUACUGGUGUUACUGCUGCUAGCACACAAACUUCACCGGUUACCCCAACUAUUACCGCGCCUAGUACCUCUUCCACUGCUGCUGCUUACUUAUCCCCCUCAAAAUCCAGCCCAACUACUGGUGCCGUUUCUGAUCAACCUUCUAUUGUUGCUGCUGCUGCUGCCACCUCCCCCACCACCACUACCACCACCACAACUGCACCAUCAUCAAAAUCGGUAUCCGUAUCGGCCAAUCGUCCUUUGUCUCUUCCUCCUCAGCCUUCCCCUUCUUCUUACGCUGCUUCUGUCGCAAGUUUCCGUAAUAAUUCAGCCUUCAAUAAACAAAAACCCUUACCGGAGCAAGCACCCGACCCCUUGGCUAAAUUCCAUAUUAAGCACUCCGAAACAACAACAAGCCCAAUCUCGGCUUCGGUUUCACCAGCUUCCACAUCUCCGAACCUGGACCCUAUUGGAAAUCACCCUUUAGACGACCAACAACAUGCACCCUUUAAACCAGUUAACAAGCUUCUCAGCAAUAUAUCAGACUCGUCUUACUGGGAAACAGCUCUCCGACGCGGAAGCCGCAUUGCCAUGGUUGUCCCCCCGCCUAUCUCGUCCUCAAAUAACUCCACAACCAGCUUGGCGCGCGCCCACUCUCCCAGCAUUUCUGGUCCCGUGCCGCAAGCAAAACCCUUACCACAGACACAACCACAAUCUCCCCUUCACUCGCAUAACAACGACUCUACUGAUAUCCCCACCGCUACUUCCUCCACUGCUACAUCUCCCAUGACUCCGUCUUCUAAUUCUACUCUGCCAGGCACCGUUUCAAGUCCUGCACUGCCUAAACAAUCCCAUUCACAUGCUGUGCCUCAUGCUGGCGAUGACGAAGAUGUGGAAAACCAUAGAAUCCACAUUCUUAUUGCUGUUACUGGCUCAGUGGCCACUAUAAAAAUCCCACUUAUCAUUUCCAAACUUCGCCAGAUUUACGGCAAGUACGCCGUGGUUCAGCUUAUAGUCACAAGCUCCGCUCAACAUUUUGUUAACACAGUUAAACUUCCCCAAGGUAUCAAGGUCUGGCAUGAUAGCGACGAGUGGUCUUCCAGAAGAGGCGCCGGUACAGAGCUCUCUGCUCAGUUACACGUACAGCUCCGACGCUGGGCAGAUAUUCUGCUGAUUGCUCCACUGUCUGCAAAUACCCUUGCAAAAAUGGCCAACGGUAUUUGUGACAAUUUGAUCACGUCGGUAUUUCGUGCUUGGAACCCCAAAACCCCUGUGGUUGUUGCACCCGCCAUGAAUACGCACAUGUACACAAACCCCAUGACGAAAAAACACUUGGAGAUUCUUCGCCAUGAUUAUCCUUAUGUGCACGUCCUGACCCCUGUUGAAAAGGUACUUGUGUGUGGCGAUAUUGGCAUGGGUGGUAUGCGUGAGUGGACCGAUGUUGUUGAUCACUUGGUGCGCCACCUGGGCGGGCCUCCAACUGGAGAAGAUGAAGAUGAAGAUAAGGAUGAAGACGAAAACGAAGAGGAAGAAAAGCGUAGGCGCAGUAGUAAGCAAAAGAAGAGACAAUCAGUGGAUGCAACAAAGACAAACGGUGAAGCUACAAAUAACGGCUACCGUGAUAGCCUUAUCAGCAUUAAGUCUAACGGCGGCAGCGGGUCUAACGGGGUUGGACUUGCUGGUGGGUUAGAAAAGUAUCCCGGAGCUUCUUCUACAGCUGUUGCUGAGGAGGAAAAUGAUGAUGACGACGAUAGCGAUAGUGAUAGCGAUAGUGAUAACUACAGUAGUGACGACGACGACGACGACGACGACGACGACGAUGAAGAUAAUGACGAUGAUACUGCAAAUCAGACUGGAGAUGAUAAGAUUCAUGUACACCAUCAUCAUCAUCAUCACCAUCACCAUCAUCACGGCAUUGAACUCCCUGGUAAGGGUGACUCGGCCUACUUGGACGUUCCCACAAGCAAUCCUCGAAUCAAACCUCAGCUCAACCGUUCCAAUACCUCUGAGUUAUAA
This is a messenger RNA of Magnusiomyces paraingens, 3321 nucleotides long. RefSeq lists its product as uncharacterized. Gene Ontology annotation, molecular function: phosphopantothenoylcysteine decarboxylase activity; FMN binding. The transcript has a single exon. Gene Ontology annotation, biological process: coenzyme A biosynthetic process. NCBI's taxonomy places the organism in Eukaryota, Fungi, Ascomycota, Dipodascomycetes, Dipodascales, Dipodascaceae. Bases 1 to 3321 code for a protein of 1106 amino acids. The record is from RefSeq and is a predicted model, not a curated record. Gene Ontology annotation, cellular component: phosphopantothenoylcysteine decarboxylase complex.